Molecule: messenger RNA, 1731 nt
Organism: Hyposmocoma kahamanoa
Lineage: Eukaryota; Metazoa; Arthropoda; Insecta; Lepidoptera; Cosmopterigidae
Product: peroxisomal catalase 1-like
Exons: 2
Coding region: 15-1673 (552 amino acids)
Biological process (GO): response to hydrogen peroxide; hydrogen peroxide catabolic process
Cellular component (GO): cytoplasm; peroxisome; mitochondrion
Molecular function (GO): catalase activity; heme binding
Source: RefSeq, a predicted model, not a curated record
UGUGUUUCGACAUCAUGAAGGGUGUGGUGUGUGUAGCUGUGUGUCUGCUGGCUGUAGUUGCAGGGAAUGAGUAUGACAAUGUAGUCAUCGAGGCAGCUGCCAUGCAACUACUCAAUUUUAGCCAGGAACACCCAAAACCUAAUUUACUUACUACAAGUGCGGGAAUUCCGGUAGACAUAAGGGACUGGACAGCUUUGAAUUCAGAUUUUUUUGACAACGAGUUUUUUGUGGAUAGCACACUAACACUAGAUGCCGAAAGAAUACCAGAAAGAGUGGUUCAUGCUAAAGGUACUGGCGUUUUAGGUUAUUUUGAAGUCACUAACGACGUAUCAAAGUACACCAAGGCGGAUGUUUUCAACGGUAUCGGCAAAAGAACAUCUAUUGUCGUUCGAUUCUCUACAGUAGCCCAAAACCUUGGAGGACCCGAUACAUUAAGGGAAAUGAAAGCUUUUGCUGUCAAGUUUUAUACGAAAGAUGGAAAUUUGGAUUUAAUUGGCAUUAAUUUUCCAGUCUAUUUUUAUAAAGACCCUAUUGAUUUUACUUCAUUUGUGCGUUGCUUUAGACGUAACCCGAGCAGCCAUUUGUUUGACCAAAAUUCACGAUGGGACUUUAUAACGCAAAAACCUUCUACAAUACAUGGAAUGUUGUGGCUGUUCUCGGAUUAUGGAUUACCUGAUGGGUAUCGUAAAAUGGACAAUUUCCCUGUGCACACUUAUGUGAUCAACAAUGAAAAUGGAGAUAAAUACUAUGCUAAAUUUAACUUUAGAACUGAACAAGGCUUAGCAAAUUUGACUAAUGCACAAGCACAGGCACUGGGAGACAUAGAUUACUAUACAAGGGAUCUGUAUAAUUCUGUAGAAGAGAAUAACUUCCCUGUGUGGAGGCUCGAUAUGGACAUUAUGAUGCCCGAAAAUUCAAAAUAUCUCGAUUAUGACCCGUUCGACGUUACAGUGUUAUGGAAAAGAGGUGACUACAAAACUGUAACAAUUGGACGUUUAGUUCUUAAUCAGAACACUGAUAAUAACUUCCGAGAUAUAGAGCAGUCAGCUUUUUGUCCUGGCAAUUUAGUUCCUGGUAUACCUGGUCCAAUAGAUUUCAUGUUCAAAUCAAGAAGGGUCGCUUAUAGAGACACUCAAAAUUAUCGACUUGGACGUAAUCAUGAUAAGAUUUAUGUGAAUCAACCAAUUUACGCAAAGACUUACAAUCGUGAUGGACGUCCUCCCUUGGAUGACAAUAUGCGUGACACUCCGAAUUAUUUUUCUAAUUCCUUUAACGGUCCUGUACCUUUUGUGGACGAGACCCGUCCAAAAACGAAACUGUUACUGUUGGAAAGCAAUGCCAUAGAUUUGCAACCUGCUGCAGAUUUCUACAAUGAAUACGUGAAAGAAGAUGCGCAUAGAGACAGACUUGCCAGUAAUGUGGUUGAAUCGUUCCAAAACGUCUACCCUGAACUUAUAGACAGGGCGGUGAAACUUUUGUCUCAAAUUGAUCCUGAUUUGGGGCGGAGAGUGAAUGACAAAUUAUGGCAGCAACAACAACAACAACGAGCUGCGGCGGCUUCAGUCCGUAAACUUCCGCGUCUUCAACAGAAAACUAGACCUUUGAAUCAUAGGCCUGUAACCUCCAAAAUAUCAUCAGAGUUUUCUCGUCGUGACAAGAUAAUUAAUUACUAAUACAUUUUCUUUUUAAUUAUUAAUACAGUUUGAUAUAAUAAUUAUAACAAACUAGUGG